AUGGAUUCUUCUGCAGAGUUCUGUGGAGCUCGUGCUGAGCCAUCGAUUGAUUGUCGGGAAUAUCGCGCUUCAAGCCUAAUGGAUUUCUAUAGAGCUGAACGGAUUCGUGUGCUAUUCAUGCGGCAGGGUCUCUCAGUAGAGUCAACUGCAUCAGCUGAUUCCAGAGUAAAUGCUUCAAUGGACGACGAGAUGGAGAUCGUGAACGAUGAGAACGUAUUUUUGGAACGAAGCAGCGUAUCUGACAGAGGAGGCAGAGGUACAUUUUGA
Messenger RNA from Angiostrongylus costaricensis, 267 nucleotides. NCBI's taxonomy places the organism in Eukaryota, Metazoa, Nematoda, Chromadorea, Rhabditida, Metastrongylidae. The record is from the annotation of a GenBank genome assembly.